CAAGCUCGGGCCCUUGUCCUGUUCUUCAUCCUUGCUCCCCUCCGUCAUCCACGUCGGAAGGUCGGACCAGUAAUUCAGAUACCCAGAAGAGAAGAGACGUCGAAAUAUCCCUCGGGCUGUCUGCUCUCCCUAAACGACUUGGAAUCCUCAGUUCGGUUUCACCCCCUCACGAAAAACUGCUUCACUUUCGCAUUCUUCCUGAAGCCACUUACCAUCCAUGGCUUAUUCGCAACCCUUCCCUCUCGCAAAGCAGCCUGGCCAGCAGGAACUACCUCCCACGUUCCGGCCGGACCUGAACGUUCGGCUCAUCUGCCCCGACUGCAAAGACCCGAACCCCCAAAUUGCCGAAGAGUUCAGCAGCGGAGAUUUGGUGUGCGCGUCGUGUGGAUUGGUGCUGGGUGACAGGAUUGUGGAUACCCGGAGUGAAUGGCGGACCUUCGCGAACGACGAGGGUGACGACCCGUCGCGUGUGGGUGCCGCAUCGGAUCCGCUGCUCGGCGAAGAUCUGGACACGAUGGUCAGUUUUCGGGACGGCGGGUCGGGUCUGGCGAAGGAGCUGCAGCGGGCGGCUUCGCGUGCCCAGAGUGCUCGCUCGGAGCGCAGCGUGCUCACCGCAUUCCGGCAAAUUGCCACCUGGUGCGACCAGUUCUCGCUCCCCAAAACCAUCAGCGACAUCGCCAAGCAGCUAUACAAGCGCUCUGAUGACGAGAAGCUGUUGCGCGGGAAACCGGUGGAUGCCGUCGUCGCCGCAUGCAUAUUCCUCGCCUGUCGGCAAGCCCGUGUGUCUCGCGCAUUUCGUGAGAUCUGCGAGAUGACCAAGGUGUCGAAGAAGCUGCUAGGGCAGUGCUGCAAAGCGAUCCAAAAGACUCUGGACUUGAACAACGGGUCCACGACGUCGACGACACAGGCUGGCGCGGAGACGCUGCUAGCGCGGUACUGCAAUCAUCUGGACCUGCCGCCGAACGUGCAAUCGGUCUGUUCGGACAUCAUCGUCACCGCACGCAAGUACGGCAUUGCAGAGGGCAGGAGUCCGCUGUCCAUCGCGAGCGGCGCACUGUAUUUCACGUGCGCUCUUAUGGGCAAGAACAAAUCGAUCCGUGAGAUUGCUGAGGUGACCAAGGCCGGAGAGAACACGAUCAAGGUUGUGUAUCGGUUGUACUGGUCAGACAGGAAGAAGCUGGUGAAGAAGGCAUGGAUCGACGAGGGAAGGGUAAAUCUGAAUAAUCUACCAGAUACGGCUUCUCAUGGAGCGGUUGUCCGAGCUCUCCUUCGUCCUCGACGUCAUCCCAGAACCUCGACCUUCAGUUUAUAUGUUCUGUCAGCAACGGACGCCAUCUGCGCUUCGUAUCGAUCUAUGCCUGCGAUAACUCUUCCCGUGGAACUCUAUGCUUCGAUUGCCGAACAAAUCCCGCAAGACGACCGGCAGUCUCUCCUAGCUCUGACGCGAGCGCUCCCCCACCACCCCAUCUCCAUCAAGCCGCUGUUCGAGCGCAUCGUGUUCACGCGUGCAGAACAGGCUGUACUGUUCACGCUGCGGCUGCUCAAGCCGGACGGGGCAAGGGUCGCCGGACACGUGGAGGAGUUCCGCCUCGAGGACCAGUGGACCGUGGAUGCAGAGAUCGUGCUGAAUAUCCUCAGCAAGCUGCCGCGGCUGCGCUCGCUUGUGCUGUGCAUCGGUACGAACUUCUCUCCCGAGCAUCUGAGGAGCGUGCUCGAAAGGCCUCGACCGGAGCUGACCAACCUCUCCCUGAUCUUCAGGCCAUACGUCCAGAAAGCGACUUAUCAGCAGUUUUUGAGUGGCUCGUAUUUCGACCCUGUCUUGGAAUGCCUCGCGCAAUGGCCAGCGUCGAAUCUCCCUACUCUGUCCAUCAUUCAGCAACCCAUGGAUCCUUCUCAGGCGCCAAAGGUCUCCUUCGCACAGCCGAUCGUGUUCUUCCGUCUGGAUCUGCAUCUGGCGAAUCUGGCGCGGUCAGCGUAUCUUUCCACUCUCAAAUCAUUCCGUCUUCGUAUUCCAGCGAGGCCUGUUGCCGGGCCGCUGACUACGCAUUACCGGUCGCUGCCGUCCGUCGAGCUGCUGGACCUCUCGACAUGCAAUGUCUUUGGCUCUGAUCUGACCGAGACGAUCUUCCCGCGGCUGCCGAGACUGGCCCACCUGAUCCUGGACAAGACGACUCUGCUGCGCGGCGACUUCCACUCGGAGGAUUGGGCUGUCCUGGGCAAGGGAUUCGCGCUGUCGGGUGUACGAAGGAUGCGGGAGCGGGAGAAGAAACUGCGGCAGGCGCGCUUGGAGACUGUAGCGGUCGAGCCCGCUGCCGUCCGGCGGACAGCGCGGCCGGGGCGGAAGGGCGUCAGCACCGCGACCAUCUCGCUGCGGCAGUCCCCGCCGCGGGAAACACGCGUCGUGGGGUUCAGGAACACCCCGGAGGCGGUGGCCACGCGGAAGGUGCGUCUGCUGCCCCCGCCGCCGGCCGUGCGCUCGUUUGCGACGACGCUCCCCGCAUCCGUGUCCGCAUCGAAACACGCUGAGAUCCGAGAGCACUUUGAGCAGGGCUGGAUCGAGGGUCUCUCCCAGAUCGUGCAGAUUCGCGCGCGGCUGUUUCAGUCGUACAGGCUCGGAUCCACGAUCAUGCGCUUUGACGAUGAGGAUCUGGAGAACGACUCGGAGGAAGGGCUGAGCGGUCUUGUGGAGGUCACGGACUGGGAGGACGAGCUGGACAUCAAGGCACCUGUGCUGUGUUUUGCUGGGCCCGUCAAGUCGGAUGCGCAUCCAGAGGGUUGUGCGCACUCCUUUGCCUGGGCGGCCUGGGACGAUUAAUCAUUGAUCUGAAGUGGCACGAAAUCCUAAACGCCCCAAAUCCGCAUGAGAUCACUCAGAGGGGUUGCCCCCACAGGAUGCGUAAAAAAGCCAAGCAGCUGCGGACAACAAGAGUCGGAAUCUAGAUCAGCAGCGGGUGCCGACUGCUUCCGCGCCCCCGCGGGAGCCGUGGCCUGGAUCGCUCUCCUCAGCCCGUGCUCCCGCCUGCUCCACCAACAGCCCCAACAGCUUCUCCAUCCCCGCUAGCCGCUUGCUCUCCCCAUCCCCAUCGGGCCCUCCAAUUCCCGAAACUAGCAGCGACACGGGACUCGAGGCUGUGCUGCUCCUCGUCCGCGCUAUUGACCGCCGGCUGGCACCUUACCAAGUCGUGAUGGUGCGGGUUGUGGCCGUACCAGUUGAUGCCCUUUUCCGUCGACUCAGAUGACGUGUAGAUAGCCAACAUGGUUGGCACACAUCUCGUCUGCACGACCUGCAUCGCGGGACAGAGUCCACCACCAGCUCGGCGCACCUGGACUACGAGCCAAGGACGCGCUCAAGACAGCGCGCGGGCUGAGCGGGUAGUUCGGCACCUUAGCUGCACCGCGAGUCCUGUUGGCUCGUGCAUGUACUGGAACUGGCGACCCUUUCAGUGUGAGAUCGGGUCCAGGCUUCGUACGGGAGAGUCGCUCAACUAGUCCGUACGCGAAAGUCGUGAACUUGUGUUGUGCGUCGGCCUUCUGUUGUUUGAAGGUUGCUUGCUGCAGUGCGCUUCCGUGCCAGGCUGCUGCUAGCAGACCCACAGCCAGGCCGCGAACGUUCAAGUAAAUCCACGCGAUCCCGCACAGCGAUUGCCGCCCGGUUCAGCGUGUCGGCGACAUCGCACAGCUCGUCAGUCAGCAUGAAUGAUCCUGCUCUGGCAGAUCCGCAGGAUCUCAAAAUAUCGCUGCAGAAUCAGGUAGAUCAGCGGCAGGAGAAACUACAUUUUCGAUGCGGCCCUGUCCUAGAACGAAUUCAGCGGCCGGCGUCCCUCGCAAUCAGGCAUCCAGCAACGCACUAGCGACGAGGUGAAGCGUAUUCAGCGCAUCGAUAACGAAGUGGACAGCCGCCUCCCAUGUGCCCCGGAUCCUCGCUUGUUUGGGCGCAACGCACGACUCAAAUCGCUCCUGCAACCCCUCAUUGACGAACGAAACGGGGGAAGAUUUCAUCGCAUCUUCGUUGGGCGCUAAUUCUGGGGCUCCCCAUAAAACUUCAACAUUGCAGAAAAGCAUCGGGAAGGAUCGCAGUAUCAAGGAUAUGUUCAACAGUGCGGAUGUCGCUAUGUUUCGCGGUAGUGCAGCAGGUUAAUGAUGGGAACACGGAGAUUGCCGGUAUUUGAUAUUGCUGGCGUAUAGCAGGUUUGGAAUUUCGAACACGGGAGCGGGGCCACGUCCAAUCUAUUUUGGGCAUCGAAUCGCAAGUACGGAGGAGAAUAUGCCUAGGAGUAGCCUCACGUGACUACAAUAAAGCACGCUGUUGAGA
Mycena citricolor is the source of this 4312-nucleotide messenger RNA. NCBI's taxonomy places the organism in Eukaryota, Fungi, Basidiomycota, Agaricomycetes, Agaricales, Mycenaceae. The record is from the annotation of a GenBank genome assembly.